AGUGGAGCCAGCGUGGACCCGGAAAUGUCCUUCCUGCCACGUGACGUCACACGAAUUCGAUCACAUGACAAACUCGGAGAAAAAGAAAACAGUAAAUAUUUCAGCCUGCGUUUUCACUUUGGGAGAGAGAAAGAUGGGGUCAGCUGUCGAGAGGACGGAUGAACAUGUCCGAGAAUACUUGAUAUAUCGUGGUUUCACCGGGACACUGAAGCACCUCGACUCUGAUAUGAAAGCAGACAAGGAGAAAGGAUUCAGAGUGGAUAAGAUCAUUGAUCAGCUUCAGCUGUUCAUCCAGACCUUUGACCUGAAUGGCCUGAAGGACUACUGGGGUUACCUGGACCGGAGACUGUUCUGUAGACUGGAAGACAUCUACAGACCCACAGUCUCCAAACUACGGACCAGUCUCUUCAGAUACUACGUUGUUUACACUGUACAGUUGAAGAACAUAGAGAAGACACAGGAGUUUUUCCAGCGUCAGGCUCAGGAGCUGCAGGGCCAGCCGGAGUGGCGUGAUUGGUUCAUCCUGCCGUUUAUGCCCGCCCCCGAGCAGAACCCCUUGUUCUCGCCGUACUUCUCCCGUCAGUGGUCUGACACCUUCCUGGUCUCACUGCACAACUUCCUCUCUGUGCUGUUCCAGUGCAUGCCGCAGCCUGUGCUCCUGAGCUUUGACUCUGAAGUCCAGAGGACCACUUGUCUACAGGAGGAGAAUGAUCAGCUCAGACACAUGGUCUGUUUUCUCAUCUAAUAACGGGUCAUAUCCUUGCAAGCCAGUUUGUGCUUAAUACCAGAGAAGCUGGAAACUCAAAACAAGCAGGAAGAGAUGGUGCAUCACAAACUCCCCCCCUACGUACAAAACAUGGACCGCCUCGGAGACACUGAGCUGGACCUGGUGACGAGCCAGCGUAACCCCGCCCUCACCACCACCCCUUCCAGGAACUUCUUCUCUACAUUCCUGCCCCAGGCCAGACGGGUACCUGGCAAGAUGCCUCGAGGACUUCCUGGGUCCUCGCCAACACAGGCCUCGCUGGGACGCAAGGACACCGCAGCCAAUCAACCCAAGGACCCAGUAGCGGCCUCCAAGGAGCCCAGGCCGGUCUGUAGCGCUGGGGGAACCAGUGAUCAGCAGGCUGGGUCUACUUCCCACCCCAGACAGAGACGACACCAGGACCACGAGAAGGAAAGGAAGGAGCUCUUCUCCAAGCCACAAAUUCAGGUGCCUGAGAAGAGAGGGGAGAGUGGGGACCCAGAGCCUCAACUCGAGGGAGGGACCACCAGCAGUGACCCGAUAGACUCUCCUCCCCCCAGCCAGACACAGGUCAGCGGGGAGGGACAGAGGGGUACAGGGGUGCUGGGGGUGGAACAUCCCUUCAUCAAGCUCAGUCAGGAAGAGUACGGAGAGCAUCACUCCUCGAUCAUGUACUGCAGGGUGGACUGCUCAGGGAGGAGGGUAGCCAGUUUGGACGUGGACGGGGUAAUCAAGGUGUGGUCCUUCAACCCCAUCAUGCAGACCAAGGCCACCAUCAUGUCCAAGUCCCCUCUGCUGUCCCUGGAGUGGGCCACCAAGCCCGACAGACUGCUGUUGCUGGGCAGUGGUGUUGGUACGGUGAGGCUAUACGACACUAAUGCUAAGAAGAACCUGUAUGAGAUGACCAUAGACGAGACUCAUUCACGGAUCCUGUCCCUGGCCUGCAGCCCCAGCGGGACAUCCUUUGUGUGUUCUGCAGCAGCACACGCUGGGCCUGGGCGCUCUGGGAGUGUGACAGAGACAGUACCACGGCUCCCCAAUCACCUCUCUGUCUCUGGACAGCUGCUGCUCUGGGACACCAAGACCGUCAAACAGCAGCUUCAGUUCUCUCUGGAGCCUGGUCCAGUAGCCAUCAACUGUACAGCCUUCAACCACAACGGAAACCUACUGGUAACUGGAGCUGCCGACGGAGUAAUUAGACUGUUCGACAUGCAGCGUUAUGACUGUGCUAUGAGCUGGAGGGCCCACGAUGGGGAGGUGUACAGUGUUGAGUUCAGCUAUGAUGAGAAUACGGUGUUCAGUAUCGGAGAGGACGGCAAGUUUAUCCAGUGGAACAUUCACCGAUGUGGAGUGAAGCAGUCUGAGAACUCCCUGCCCCAGGAUGCCACGGGACCCUUUGUCCUGUCUGGCUACAGUGGGUACAAGCAGGUCCAGGUGCCACGCGGACGGCUGUUCGCCUUCGACUCCGAGGGACAACAUGUCCUCACUUGCUCCAACAACGGAGGGCUCAUCUACAGGCUGAACAGCUCCAGUGAUAGUGGUCUGGAGAAGGUUCUACCGUUGGGGGGCCACAAGGCCCCUGUGGUCACAGUGGACUGGUGCUCUGCCAUGGACUGUGGCACCUGCCUCACCGCAUCCAUGGACGGAAAGAUCAAACUCAGCACUUUACUGGCGCAGAAAUCCUGAUUGGUCGAAAUUUAAAGGCCUCGAGGGAGGGUUCCUCAUUGGAGGGAAGCAUUUUAAUGCAGCAUCACACUAUUGAAGCCGAUGUAUUCUCCAGUAGCGUUCGUCUUAAAUAACUAACUUUGUACUGACCUAAGGCAGUCAACAACAUAUCAUGGAUGAAACAGGGCUUUGGAAAAUCAUAAUAGGAUAUUAACAAUUAGAAUAAAAUCUAACUCAUUCCUUACCUGCACGUGGUGUUCAGUCCAUGUGAGAGACCAUGUUAUAUUUGAUGUAGUAGAGAAGUUGUGGCUAUACAAUCUGAACUGGUUGUUGUGAGAAUUUGAAACUUUGAGAGGCCAAUACAUCUGUCUGAGGCCGACACCAUGCAGAAGUGGAACCAUUUCUGGCUUUUCUCAGUUUUGACGCAGUACUACAACUCGUGAUCAAGGGCUGUUUGUUUAAUCAUGUAUGUGUGUAUAAUCGCUUGUGGAUUGUGACAAUAAAUAAUUUGUAGAUA
Messenger RNA from Oncorhynchus tshawytscha (Chinook salmon), 2927 nucleotides. RefSeq names its product WD repeat domain 91 (gene wdr91). Gene Ontology annotation, cellular component: extrinsic component of endosome membrane; early endosome membrane; late endosome membrane. The record is from RefSeq and is a predicted model, not a curated record. Gene Ontology annotation, biological process: early endosome to late endosome transport. Gene Ontology annotation, molecular function: protein binding; phosphatidylinositol 3-kinase regulator activity. The transcript is spliced from 16 exons. Lineage: Eukaryota; Metazoa; Chordata; Actinopteri; Salmoniformes; Salmonidae.